This is a messenger RNA of Doryrhamphus excisus (bluestripe pipefish), 5395 nucleotides long. It is a transcript of the gene carm1, whose product is annotated as coactivator-associated arginine methyltransferase 1. Gene Ontology annotation, biological process: peptidyl-arginine methylation, to asymmetrical-dimethyl arginine; chromatin remodeling. Gene Ontology annotation, molecular function: histone H3R2 methyltransferase activity. NCBI's taxonomy places the organism in Eukaryota, Metazoa, Chordata, Actinopteri, Syngnathiformes, Syngnathidae. The record is from RefSeq and is a predicted model, not a curated record.
GACUUGCCUGUACUUCCACAUUGAAAAUGGCGGCCUCGGUGUUUCCCGGCGUACGGCUCCUGUCCAUCGGAGACGCAAAUGGAGACAUACAGCGACACUCAGAACAGCAGCCUUUGCGGUUGGAAGUCAAAACUACACAAGAUGCUGCGCUAAUCAACUUAUCCAAUGAUGAGGAGGCGAGUGUUUUCAAGUGUUCGGUAUCUCGGGAGACGGAGUGCAGCAGAGUGGGGAAGCAGUCGUUCAUCAUCACACUGGGGUGCAACAGCGUCCUGAUUCAGUUUUCCUCACCUGGAGACUUUCAAUCCUUUUAUAACCUCUUGAAGAACUGUCGUGGGCAUCUUAGUGAGCACUCAGUCUUCAGCGACAGAACAGAGGAAUCAUCUGCUGUGCAGUAUUUCCAGUUUUAUGGCUACCUCUCACAACAGCAAAACAUGAUGCAGGACUAUGUGCGUACAGGGACCUACCAACGGGCUAUUUUGCAGAACCACACAGACUUCAAAGACAAGAUUGUGCUCGAUGUUGGCUGUGGCUCUGGGAUACUGUCUUUCUUUGCAGCCCAGGCUGGAGCCAGAAAGGUCUAUGCUGUGGAGGCAAGCACAAUGGCUCAGCAUGCUGAGGUGUUGGUCAACAGUAACCGUCUUGGGGAGCAUGUAGUAGUUAUCCCAGGAAAGGUAGAGGAGGUGACACUCCCUGAACAGGUUGACAUCAUCAUAUCGGAGCCCAUGGGCUACAUGCUGUUCAAUGAACGCAUGCUGGAGAGCUACUUGCAUGCCAAGAAGUUCCUCAAACCCAAUGGUAAAAUGUUCCCUACACUUGGGGAUGUGCACCUCGCCCCCUUCACAGACGAGCAGCUGUACAUGGAACAAUUCACAAAAGCCAACUUCUGGUACCAGCCUUCCUUCCAUGGUGUAGACCUCUCUGCCUUGCGAGGAGCAGCAGUCGAUGAGUAUUUUCGCCAGCCCAUUGUGGACACAUUUGAUAUCCGUAUCCUCAUGGCAAAGUCGGUGAAAUACACAGUCAACUUUCUAGAGGCCAAAGAGGAGGAUCUUUACAGGAUAGAGAUCCCCUUUAAGUUCCACAUGUUGCACUCAGGUCUUGUGCAUGGUCUGGCCUUCUGGUUUGAUGUGGCAUUUAUGGGAUCAGCUAUGACAGUGUGGCUGUCCACUGCACCUACAGAGCCGCUUACUCACUGGUACCAGGUACGCUGUUUGCUGCAGUCUCCUCUCUUCACCAAGGCUGGGGAUACACUGUCUGGCACUGCACUAUUAGUGGCCAAUAAACGACAAAGUUACGACAUCAGUAUUGUUGCCCAGGUGGACCAGACUGGUUCAAAGUCCAGCAACCUCUUGGAUUUAAAGAACCCCUUUUUCAGGUACACGGGUAGCAGCCCCAACCCACCUCCUGGGUCACAUUACACCUCCCCAUCAGAGAAUAUUUGGAACACAGGUGUAGGCUACAGCAUGAGUCAAGGGAUGUCUGUGUCAGGAAUGCCGGCAGCUUAUGACCUUAGUACAGUCAUCGGCAGUGGCCCAUCAGUCUCUCACAACAACCUUAUCCCUCUGGUCAACACAGGUAUUGUGAACCACACCCACUCCAGGAUGGGCUCCAUCAUGAGCACAGGAAUUGUCCAGGGAGCCACAGCAGGCCAGUCAGGUCCCAGUAGCAGUGGUACUUACUAUCCGGUCACCAACCAGUUCACCAUGGGGGGUGCUGCAAUCUCAAUGGCGUCCCCAAUGGUCAUACCCAGCAACACCAUGCAUUAUGGCAGUUAAGAUGAAGACUUUGCAAAGACCCCUUUAACUUGCCCACCUCUGCAUGACAAACAAUUGCCUGUAAAAAACAAAAAAAACUUAGGCCCCACCUCUCCUACACCAUAGUUGACCCAUGGACCACAGCCAAUACCAAAACUAGUGCUUUCUUGGCACUUAGCUCCUUGUUUCAACAUCUUCCAUCUAAUUUUGUCUAUCCUUUAUUGUACACGAACAUGCAAGCACUCAUAUCCGUCCAGACUCAUUUUAAAAAUGGCCUAAACGUCCUUGUCUUCACGAGUCCUUCAGGCCGUUGCACACCGAUGCACUGUUUAAGUGCAGCAUUUUGUUUUUGCCAGUUAACUUAACAAUUUCUCCUUUCUUUGUGGUCACAACUUGUCUCUUGUGUCUCCCAUGAUCAUGUUAUCAAUAGUGAACACACCAGCUGCCAGAGGCAGUUCUAUAUUGGAUCAUGAUCAACAGUCAUUUUGACUUGCUCUGUUCUGCCUCGGCUUUUAAUAUCAUAUCACCUAAGCCAUGACAGGCAAAAAAAUCCUAAAUAAAGACACUCACAGCGUCUGUAUAUUCAUAUACAUGGAAGCGUAUCCUGAAGUGUAACAGACUUGCUUCUUGGCAAUCUGAGUUUUAUAUUCUGCUCGUUACCGAAUGUUAGGUUCCCCAUGUGUUUAAAUUUGCAAUCCUUCAUGAAUUUUUGAUGUACCCCACAAUACAUCAGACGUUGCUUAACGUCGAUGCUGAGCCAUGACAUAAAUAUGCACCUACUAUUGUCUUUUUGUCUGCUGUAGAUUGUGUUCUUAUGCUUAGCACUCCUCUGACUGAAUGCAAGCUCCAUUCAAGGAUGUUGUUUUAAGGGAUUGAAAUCCCUCUUUGCAAUAUCCUGUACUGAUUUCGAAUUUGGAAUUCACAAACGUUAUUAAUUUGAUCCAUUGUCAGUGCAGAAAUAUUGAGACGCUGUGGAUUUAACUAUUCUCAAAAAAUACCAAGUGGUUGGAUAGUCUUUAUAAGGCUUCAUUCAUCCCAGAUGGAUGUGGCAUCAAAAUGUGCUUUCCAGAAAUUCUUGAGGAAAUUGCUUCUUUGGUUUGACAAUUAACAAAAAUUCAAGUGAAGCUUUCAUCAGCACAGUGACAGUGGGAGGAAUCAUUAUUUCAUCCUCUGCUGAUUACCCCCUUAUAAAGAGUUCAUUUUUGGUAGCGUUAUGUUAACAGAGACAAAAUAUUUUUUUAAAUGCAGAAAAUAUUAAGUUCAUAAUUAAAUUUGUAUUUGAGUGAAAUACAUGUGAGCUCCCCAAGCAAAAACAUGUUUUGUGCAGAAACCCUUGUUGGCAAGCCCAUACCUCCUUACACUCCUCUUGACAGAUGCAGUGGAUGACACUUGCCAUUGAACAUUCACGGCCCCACAAAUUCUGGAGUUUGGUAUGUGGUCAAAUUCUUUUUUUUAUUUAGAUUUUUCACUCUCUCACUAAUUCAUUCAUAAUUUCUAAAUACAUGAUAAUAUAGGCUAAAAUGUACAGCAUAAAUGCACCACUGUCAGGCAGCCCACAGUUUUUACAUGUUUAUGUCUUAAUGCUUGACAUAGUGUUUUCGUCAAGUGGUGAUAUUUAGAACUUUGUUCAGUGAUCUUUAAUUCCCCCAGCCACCUGGCUUUUCUUGAUGUGAAUGGAUAACUGAGCUCCUUUCCCUACCUCUUGGGGCGAAUACAGCCACGUUAUGGAGAAAAGUAAUUUCUGUGGCUUGUAGCCACAAUCUUGUUCUUUGGUCGUGACCCAAAGCGUAUGACCAUAGGUGAGGAUGGGAAUAUAUUUUAAAUCGAGAGCUUUAACUUCUCUUAACGACCGCAUUUCUGCAGACGCCAAUCCAGUCUGCCUGUCGACCUCAUGUUCCAACCUUCCCUCACUUGUGAUCAAGACCCCAAGAUACUUGAGCUUCUCCACAUGGGGCAACAUCUCACUCCCAACCCGGAGGUUGCAAUCCACCCUUUUCCAACUGAGAACCAUUGCCUUGGAUUUGGAGGCGCUGAGUCUCAGAAACACUUUGUUUGUGAAUAGCAUAGACGAGUUUGUAAGGCACCCUAAGGAUCUCAAGGCAUCUCAGUAAAUUGUUUGAUCAUUGUUUUUUUUCAUUAUUAAAAAGCUCAUAGAAUUGUUCUUUUUUUUUUUUUAGUUUACACUCUGUAUCAGAUGUACAGUGGCACCUCAGCUUCCGUGUGCGUAAGCACGCACACCCACCUGUAACCAAUGCCCCUCUACACCGAUUUAGCCUAAACACAAACUGACAACCUGUCUCCUUCACCAGUCAUAAGAAAACCUGAGAAAAUUUUGCCAUGGGAAAUAUAAUGUAGGAAAAAUGAAAUAAUUAUACAUGAUGAAAGAAAUAGAUUAAUCAACUUUCAACAUCACUUUUACAGUUUAUUGAAGACUUGUUGGCAAAGAUGGCAAGGAGCAAUAAGAGGGGAGGGAAUCCACACCAACAACUUUUUCUGUCUUUUUUUUUUUUUUACCUCUCUUUUGUUACCUUUACCCCUUUCACAACAUUAGCUUCCUCGAUGGAUUUCUUCACCAGGAUGGAACUUCUUGUAUAUGCAGACUUUCCAUACAUCCUGGCAGACACCAUCCUUGUACUUUGGGGUUGUCGACUUCUUUAUGAAAUUGCUGGCAUUUGCAACUUUACGUAGCCCCAUGGCAGGUCAUUAGUAGUCAGUCAAAUACACACAGUGAGCCAGUAAUGUGUUGGGUGUUUCGUAUGUGAGUUCAAAUCCAAGGAAUGAUACAGUUUUGGGCAAAUGGACUUGUUUGUUGCGUGUAAUGUUGUACGAUACCCGAGACUAUGAGGAACACCGGGGCCAGAUGGCCAGUUCACACACACACAUAACCAGUCAAAUACACAACUUAUUAUAAAUUUCACUCAACCAAAUACAAAUGAUCAAAAUAUUUUGACAGAUUUUGUUUAGAAAUACUGUCUCUGUUAAAAUAAAGCUACCAUAACGAUGAUAGAUUUGGUUGUUUCUUUGUAAUGUGGUUAACAAUCAAAAUCAGCGGGGUUCACCAUGAUUUGCCCCUUUGUAUGUGUACGUUUUUGUCUUUAACUCAGUCAUCUAAAUUUUUUUAUACUGGAUUUACUUGAAUUUUACCUGUGUUUAGUAGGCAGUAGUAGUAUUGAUCAGUUAAUGAUCUCACUUUUUCAGCAGGUCUUAAUCUGCCUCAUCAGACAUGUUGAACUGCACAAGAUGUUUUAUACAUGCUUGACAGGGUUAAACAAGGAGAGGUUAUAAGCCUGCUACCAUAGACUUGGUUAAAUAUUUCAACUGCAUUAUUUUUGUUUUCGUUAUUUGAUGGGUUAGGUGUUAGAGGAAACGGUGAUGCUGCACAUGUUCAAUGCAAAUCCAAUAAAACUUUUUUUUUUUUUUUUUUUAGAGAAAAUCAAACUCGUUAAAGUGAGAGUACUUUAAUGAGCUGCAGUAUUAUAGGUCUGGAGAGUAACCAUUUGUCAGCAGGCUUGAAUAAGCUUGGACAGGUUCAGCAUUUUUCACCUAUCAAGUGAAAGCUACAUAUACUCUAGACUCAUUACAUGCAAAUUAAAAAUUUUAAGUCUGGUUUUGGUGUUACGUUUUCCGAUUUAACCGGGAAAAGA